AUGAAUGAGGACCUGUUUUAUGAUAGAUUGCACCAACGAUGCCCGAAAGGAUACCUUCUAGAGGAGUUAGAAACAAGCGAACCCAACGUUGUCCUGCAUUUAUCAAGAUUCAUUGAUGAAAUGGAACAGGUGCGACACACAAAUGCAUAUUAUUGCAAAACGAUAAUAAAAACGCUUUUGGACAAUGAGCAGAUCUUUGGUAAUGCGCUCGUAAUAAUCGAUGAUGACGAAGACGGGAUCGAGAUAUCUGAUUAUCUUUACGAGAAGUACAUAGAAUUACUGAGCACAGGAAAGCCAGACCCAACGAUGAAAGAGGUUAUAAGAUACAGGUUUGACCGGAAUGUGAGGAUAAAAAUUGAAGAAACGCCAAAUUUAAUCAGCGCGGCGAGCACUACAGGUUUCAGAACAUGGGAAGCUGCAUUGUACAUGGGAGAUUUCCUCAUUAAUAAACCGUUGCAGGAGUUGGCGUUAACACAAGAAGAACAAGAGGAAGACAAGAAGAAAUUGAACGUUCUCGAGAUCGGCGCUGGGACAGGCAUAGUGAGCCUCGUCCUUUCACAAAAUUAUCGCAAUUUUGUGAACAAGAUGUACGUUACCGAUGGCGAUUCAGACCUAGUUGAACGACAACUGAAAAAGAAUUUCGAGUUGAACGAUGCAUUAAGUGAGCACAAGCCAGACAUCAGGUUUCAAAGGUUAUGGUGGGGUAGCGAUAAGGUCCCCGACGACAUAGAUCUAGUAGUGGGGGCCGAUGUUACAUACGACUCAACCAUCUUUCCUGAACUGUGCAAGUGUCUGGCUGAGUGCCUUGCCAUAAACCGGUGUAAGAUGUGCCUCCUGUCUGCGACGAUCAGAAGCGAGUCCACCGACAAACUAUUUGCUCAAGAGUGCAGUAAACUUGGACUAGAGUACACCAUAGUUACCAGCACCGAGUGUGACAAGAGUAGCGAGACUCGAAUGGUAGAAGCCCUGUUAUUCAAUCCUUUAAUUGCGCCCAUUCGGAUUUACAAAAUCACGAGGAAAUAG
Molecule: messenger RNA, 1023 nt
Organism: Saccharomyces mikatae IFO 1815
Lineage: Eukaryota; Fungi; Ascomycota; Saccharomycetes; Saccharomycetales; Saccharomycetaceae
Gene: EFM3
Product: protein-lysine N-methyltransferase
Exons: 1
Coding region: 1-1023 (340 amino acids)
Source: RefSeq, a predicted model, not a curated record